AUGGGGAGCGCAGGCAACAAUACCACAUCAUAUGAUGGCGACAUUCUUAAUCCAAGCGAGCUCAGUCUAUCAAGAGAAUUCAGCGAUGUAAUGAAUAUGGAUAUGUGGCCCGUAGAGAAAUGUUUUGAGGAACAUUUAAUAAAUAGCACAUUAAGUGCUGAUCUAACCAACCACAUUUUUGUUGUCAACGGUACUCAAGUCGUAUGCUUGGAACAUGCACCAGUUUUAACUAGAAAUACCAUCAUUAGAGCAAGUAUUCUAUCUGUUAUGGCACUGUUGUCUUUUGUUGGGAAUUUUGCUACUAUGAUAAGUGUGCAAAAAGGAAAACGAUGUCGCAGACGCGCGAGGCCAUCAUGGACAGCCAUAUACAGUCUGAUAUUUCAACUCAGCAUAGCAGAUUUACUUGUUACUUUAUUUUGCAUACUUGGAGAAGCUGGCUGGUCUUUUACAGUACAGUGGUACGCGGGAAAUAUCGGAUGCAAAUUGUUUAAAUUCCUACAAAUGUUUGCUUUAUAUCUGAGUACAUUUGUAUUAGUAUUGAUUGGUGUAGAUCGGUGGUUGGCAGUGAAAUAUCCGAUGAAAAGUAUGGGCACUGCUACUAGAAAUGGCAGACUAGUAAUCAUCGCUUGGGUUUUAAGCUUCAUUUUAAGCAUACCUCAGGUAGUAGUCUUUCGAUUAGCAAAAGGGCCAUUUAUUGAGGACUUCUAUCAGUGUGUCACCCACGGAUUUUAUACUGAAAGAUGGCAAGAACAAGCGUAUACCACAAUGUCUCUUGUUUUUAUGUUCAUUCUUCCGUUGGUUAUUUUAAUCUCUACGGAAUCUGGUGGUCGCCACGCAUCUUUACUACGACGUGGUGACCAAACAUCAUCAGUGAGGUUGACCACAAUACGAUCGUUGAGAUCAUCAUCGAAAUAUUCCAAUGGUCAAAACGUAAGUUUAUUA
Brenthis ino (lesser marbled fritillary) is the source of this 942-nucleotide messenger RNA. Lineage: Eukaryota; Metazoa; Arthropoda; Insecta; Lepidoptera; Nymphalidae. The record is from the annotation of a GenBank genome assembly.